This is a messenger RNA of Alternaria arbusti, 999 nucleotides long. RefSeq lists its product as uncharacterized. Bases 1 to 999 code for a protein of 332 amino acids. Lineage: Eukaryota; Fungi; Ascomycota; Dothideomycetes; Pleosporales; Pleosporaceae. The record is from RefSeq and is a predicted model, not a curated record. The transcript is spliced from 3 exons.
AUGGGCCGUCGCGAUAGAGACAGACAUUCCUCACCGGAGCAGCCGCCCCCGCCGCCAUCACAUCCAGGCACGUACCGCUUUGACAGCUACGAGAACGGCAAGCCAAAAUGGGCGCCUGGCAAAGACGACAAGAGAGACUACCGCGACUACCGCGACAGCCGAAGAGGCGAUCACCGCCGCUCUCGCAAGGAGAGGCCUGUCGACGAUGCGCCGCCGCCGCCAUAUCCCAACAACCCUCCACCGCCCCCGCAUGGCGCCUAUCCUCCACCGCCUCCACCAGGCCACGAAGGUUAUCCUCCGCCGCCUCCCCCACCACCGCCAGGAAUGGAGGGCAUGCCACCUCCACCACCUGAAUCUAUGCCACCACCACCCAGAGAAGAACGUGACCCUCGUGGAGCCCGACCACGUCGCCAUCGCAGGCAACCGUCCUACUCGUCCGACUCUGACUCUGAAUCUCCACCACCCCAACCUCGACGCAAGCAUCGCGAGGAACGCCGCGACGACCGCCCCCGCCGACCCAGGCACGAGGAUACCUACGACUCAUACGACGAGCACUAUCCUCCUCGCAGGCCCAAAGACGAUGGGCGCCGUGACCGCGACGGCUACAAGUCCGAAGGCUACAAGUCUGACCGCCGCCGCAAAGACAAUAACCCCUACUACGAUGACCGCGACCGCCGUGACAGGCCCCGUGACGAUCGCAGACGCCGCGACGACGGCUACGAUAACAAAUACGACGACAUGUUCAACAGCAAGCCGCGUCGCGACUCUCGCUAUGACGAUGGAGGUCGCGAUAGGCGCAGUCGAUACGACGACGAUGAUCGCUACGACGACCGCCGCAGGAGUGGUAGAGGUGGAGGCGGCAAGCCGGGAAAGCCUGGACAGCCGGAGUGGCAGAGGCAGGCCAUGGGCAUGUUCAAGGACUACGCCCUACCUAUCAUCAAGAAAGAGGGCGCCAAAUAUGUGCAGAAGCAGAUGGCUGGUGGCUUUGGAAGGCGCUGA